Molecule: messenger RNA, 868 nt
Organism: Lipotes vexillifer (Yangtze River dolphin)
Lineage: Eukaryota; Metazoa; Chordata; Mammalia; Artiodactyla; Lipotidae
Product: chymotrypsinogen B
Exons: 7
Coding region: 16-807 (263 amino acids)
Biological process (GO): proteolysis
Molecular function (GO): serine-type endopeptidase activity
Source: RefSeq, a predicted model, not a curated record
GCUGAGUCACGUACCAUGGCCCUUCUCUGGGUUGUCCUUGGCUUCUUCCUCUUUGGCAGCAGCUUCGGCUGCGGGGUACCCCCCAUCGACCCUGUGCUGAGCGGCCUGUCCAGGAUCGUCAACGGGGAUGACGCUGUCCCCGGCUCCUGGCCCUGGCAGGUGUCCCUGCAGACUAGCUCCGGCUUCCACUUCUGCGGGGGUUCCCUCAUCAGUGAGGACUGGGUGGUCACCGCCGCCCACUGCGGGGUCAGGAAGAGUCACCUCGUGGUGGCUGGGGUAUCUGAUCACGGCUCCGAGGAGGAGGCUGUCCAGGUGCUGAGGAUCGCUGAGGUCUUUGAACACCCCCUGUGGGACCUGCGCACAGUCCGAAAUGACAUCGCCCUGCUGAAGCUGGCCACGCCCGUGAGCCUCUCCAGGACCGUGUCCGCCGUGUGCCUGCCCAGUGCCAACGCCAGCUUCCCUGCGGGCUCCCUGUGCACCACCACGGGCUGGGGCAAGACCCGGUACAACGCUCUCAAGACCCCCGACAAGCUGCAGCAGGCGACCCUGCCCAUCGUGUCCAACGCCGACUGCAAGAAGUACUGGGGCAGCAAGAUCACCGACGUGAUGAUCUGUGCGGGCGCCAGCGGCGUCUCCUCCUGCAUGGGCGACUCUGGUGGCCCCCUGGUCUGCCAGAAGGAUGGGGCCUGGACCCUGGUGGGCAUCGUGUCCUGGGGCAGCGGCCGGUGUGGCCCGUUCUUACCAGGCGUGUAUACCCGGGUCACCAAGUUUAUUCCCUGGGUUCUCGAAGUUCUGGAGGCCAACUGAGCCUCUGCCCUGCCCCAGCCCCCAUGUGUGUAAAACCCAAAUAAAACUGCUCGCAUCUUCA